AUGGUCAUCCCAGUACCUCUACCUUGUGGUGGCGUGGUGGUAGUUGGACAAGAGACGAUCCUCUAUAAUGGGGAGGAUAAUGUGUAUCUAACCAUAUCUCCAAAUACUAUGAAUAAAGCGCUGUUCACUUGCUAUGCAUCUGUGGAUACGAAUGGACAACGGUUUCUUUUGGCUGAUGAUCACGGUGUUUUGUACAUGCUCGUCCUUGAUGUCGACGUUAAGAGUCCUAAUCCCAGUGUGAAAGAUCUGAAGAUAGAAUCUCUCGGUGAAACCACUAUUGCUGAAAGUCUGGUGUAUCUGGAUAACGGUGUGUUGUUUGUUGGUUCGCGAUUUGGUGAUUCUCAACUUGUUCGCCUAACUUCACAGCCGAAUGCGGAGAAUAACUCUUUUGUACAGAUAUUGCAAACAUUCACGAACCUUGCUCCUAUUCGAGAUAUCGCUGUCAUGGAAUGUGAUGGUCAGAAUCAAAUUAUCACUUGCUCUGGAGCGUUCAAGGAGGGAUCUCUGCGUAUCAUUCGUAAUGGCAUUGGUAUAGACGAAGCUGCUUCUGUAGAUAUUCCUGGUGUCAAGGGAAUUUUUACUCUGAAAAUCGGUUCGAAGCUAGACAAUUAUCUGAUCAUCUCUCUGAACUCUGAAACGCAUAUUCUAGCUAUGAAUGGGGAGGAGUUGGAAGAUACCCAGUUGCUAGACUUGGAAACUGACGAGCACACGUUAUGGGCUGGGAUGCUGGGAGAAUCUCAGAUCGUUUUGCAGGUAAGCAUGUUUAGCCUUAACUGUAACUCUCCGCAACCAUUUCAUACAAUCAAACUUCUCCUACCAUUUUUGCUAACACAUUGACG
Messenger RNA from Cylicostephanus goldi, 839 nucleotides. The record is from the annotation of a GenBank genome assembly. Lineage: Eukaryota; Metazoa; Nematoda; Chromadorea; Rhabditida; Strongylidae.